UUCCUUUUUCAUUUGAAGAGAAGGAUUUUUCUUCUUUACAUUUCAAGAAUACAUAGGUUGCGUCCAAAUGUGGCUAUUAUUUGCAAUAAGCCUGAGGAGACUUUAGUCAAAAUCAGCAAAUCAAGUUGAAGGGCUCGCUUUGCUGUACUGGAUGCAAGCAAAGACAGAUUUGUGGUCAUGCGUUCAAUCAAAGCGGUACGUAAUGAAUUUAUCUAAAUGUGAACAUUGUGCCAGCUACAAUGCAAUUUCUUCCAGGUGAAGAACGUGUUACUGUGCAAUUCUCUGCAAAUCUUUCACAUUCUGUGGAACUUCAAUUUUACCACAAAAUCAUCCAGGCAUGGGUAACUGCUUUGGGACAGACCAAAACAAAUAUUUUGAUGGUUCCUCUGAUGAUUUGUCUUUUUGCUUCACUUCUGGCCACUCCUGUAGUCCUGAUGGCCAUAUUUUCAAACAACAGCCUUCGCCAGGAGACCAGGUACCUUCUGCUUGCCAACACUCUGAUCAAUGAUUUGAUUUAUUCAGUACUGAACACGUUCAUUGACAUCCUUAAUGCUGCAGGCGUGGGAAUGCCUAGAGUUGUUUGUGAAACGCUAUUGUAUGUGCUAACAGUGGCUUAUUGUAAUGGAAUCCUGACAGUCACUGCUAUGGUGGUGGACACCUAUGUGGCUGUUAGUUGGCCGCUUCAUUAUCCGUCACUUUUAUCACAAUCCAGGACCCUGAAAGUCAUUCUUUGUAUUUGGAUUGUCUCUGCCGCAGCUCCAUCCGUCAUCUAUCUCUUGACACUGGCAACUCAACAGAAUCCGUUAUCGACAUUAUCGAUUUGUAUUUUACCUAUAAUAUUCAUGUUCUCUGUCCUUCGAUUACCUUUGUUAAAAAUUUACUACAGUUUUACAAUAAUUUACUUUCUAAUAUGUUUAGUACUGAUCUCCACUAGCUACAUCAUGUUGUACAAUAAAACUAAGACAUCAGGAAUAUGGUCUGGCAACUCCAGGGCACGGCAGACCUUUGUUAUUCAUUCAAUGCUCCUAUUCUUUUAUUUAUUUCCCUUGCUUGUGUUGGUGGCAGGGGGCGCACUCCAAGAACUGGACCUGAUUUCCUAUGCGACAGGACUCUGGAUCAAUAUGUCAAUGGCAAAUAUGCUUAUGAUGUUACCCAAAGCGGUUUCUCCAUAUGUUUAUGCACUGAGGUACAGAGAAGUCACAAAGACAAUACAAUCAUUAUCUUUGCUAAGGCACAUUAGGCGUGUAAAUCCCACUGAAUAGCUGGUUAGAAUUGGCAAAUCUACUGAUAUUUAAUUAACUCAAGCAAAGCUUUCAAAUAUUACAAUAACUACCAAAUAAAAUUGUCAAAGGACUGUAUUUGGGAUUCUGAAGUCAUUAUCAUUGGCUUGACAAAGGUGAUAAGCCUCUGAGUGGGUCAUGAUCAGAUCAGGAUUCUCUAUAAUUUGUUUGUUAGCUCCUUUGCCACCCAAUAAUUUCUUUACUUUCCUGUCCUGCACGUUAGUUUAUGCAGUAUUGAAUUAUGAACCAAUUACCAGCAAAGCUAUCUGUUCUAUCUGUUUUACUUGCACCCUGGUCAUUGUUAAAUCUGGAAAUCCAAGUGGUAUUGUAGUGGAUAAUUGACAGAAAAAGGGAA
Molecule: messenger RNA, 1635 nt
Organism: Amblyraja radiata (thorny skate)
Lineage: Eukaryota; Metazoa; Chordata; Chondrichthyes; Rajiformes; Rajidae
Product: probable G-protein coupled receptor 148
Exons: 1
Coding region: 240-1262 (340 amino acids)
Biological process (GO): G protein-coupled receptor signaling pathway; detection of chemical stimulus involved in sensory perception of smell
Cellular component (GO): membrane
Molecular function (GO): odorant binding; olfactory receptor activity; G protein-coupled receptor activity
Source: RefSeq, a predicted model, not a curated record